This is a messenger RNA of Aureococcus anophagefferens, 2394 nucleotides long. RefSeq lists its product as hypothetical. Lineage: Eukaryota; Pelagophyceae; Pelagomonadales; Pelagomonadaceae. The transcript has 3 exons. The record is from RefSeq and is a predicted model, not a curated record. The coding region runs from base 1 to 2394 and encodes 797 amino acids.
AUGGACGGCCUCCAGAAGCAGCUCGAGCGCGCCAUGGCCUCGCAGAACUACGGCGAGGCGCUCGUCGCCGUCGACGCGCUGAAGCGGGCCCUCGAGUGCGCCGAGUCGGAGGCCUCGGCGUCCGAGGCCCUCGACGACUCGGAGGCGUUGGGCCCGUCGACGAGCGACGGCGCGUCGGAGACGGAGGGCGACGGCCGGUCCGGCCGGCGCGCGCGGCUCCGGCCCGUGGCGUCGCUCGUCGUGUCGCCCGUCGCGGCGCCGCGCGAGCGGCGGCCGCGGCUCCCGAGCGAGGAGGUCGUCGAGGAGCGGUCCCUCGUCGUGUCGCCGGGCAAGGCGAGCUCGGGCCCCGCGCGCGCGACGCCCUUCGCGCGGGCCUGCGCCCUGCUCUGUCUGAGAAUCGCGCGGCGCGUGGAGCGCGGCGACCGCGCGCGGUGCCGGCGGCUCCUCGAUCGCUGCGUCGCGCUCGCGGACGCGCGGAGCGACGCGGCCGUCGUCGCCGAGGCGCACCUCCUCGUGGCGCUGAGCCACGAGCCCGUCGACGCGCGCCUCGACGCGGCGCUCGCGACCUUCGGCGGCGACGCGCUCGGCGCGCGCGCGGCGCCGCCGUGGCGCGCGUCCGCGCCCCGCGGCGGCGGCGGCGGUUCGCCCGCGCGCGACGCGCCGGCGCCCUGCGGCGACCUCGAGGACGCUUUGAAGAGCGCGGCGACGCGGUCGGCCCUGGGCCUCGCGGCGCUCCAGCGCGCGGAGCGCCGCGCGGCGCCGCGGCGGGGCCGGGACUCCGACGACACGCCGUCGAGCGCGCGGGGCGCCUCCAAGAAACGCGACUCCGGCGCCGUCGGCGCGCGGCUCCGGCGCGCGGGCGCGGACGCGCGCCUCGGCCUCGCGGCCCUCGCCUUUUCGCGCCGGCGGCCGGCCCUCGCGCUCCGCCACCUGGCCUUGGCCUACGCCGCGGACCCCGCGGCCGCCGCGGCCCCGGCCUUCAAGCUGCGCCUCGCGCUCGUCUACGCGCUCCUGGCGGCCCGCGUCGACGCGGCGAGUCUCGACGACCACCGCGGCGACCUCGGCGACCGGCCGCCGAAGCCGCGGCGCUUCUCGGGGUCGCCGCCGCCCGCGCCGGCGCCCGUGCCGGCGCCCGACGGCAGCGACGACGACGCGCCCGCGCCGCGGCCGCCGAAGCCCGGGCCGCUUCCCGCCAAGAUCCUGCGCGAGUUCCCCGUGGAGUGCUCGCCGGACGUCGAGGUCAACCUGUCGCGCGGCAUCAAGGCGCUCAUCUCCGCGCUCAGAGGCGGCGAGGCGCCCGCGCCCGCGCCCGCGGCCGACCGGCCGCGGCGGCGCCGCAAGGACGCGCCGGCGGACGGCAACGACCUGCGCGCCUGCGCGGCGGCGCUCGUCGCGCUCUACACGGCGCUCGGCGAGCACUACCUCGCCGUCGACCGCCUGACCAAGGCCGCGCGGCACUGGAGUCAGGGCGUCGAGCUCUUUAGAGGCCUCGGCGACGCGCGGUCCGCGGCCUGGCUCCGCGCGCGCCUCGCCUGGGCCCAGCUCAAGCUCCAGGACCGCGAGGGCGGCGCGCCGACGGCCGCGAAGCGCUACGCGAAGACGAAGGCCGCGCUGGCGGCGCUCGAGGCCGCGCUCGCGGACGUCGCCGACGAGCCCGAGUCCGGCGGCGGCGCCGGCGUCCUUCUCCCGGGCGUCGACACGUUGGGCGUCCUCGAGGCGCUCGCCGUGGCGCGGGCCGACGUCGCGCGCGAGGGCGUGCGCCUCGCGGCGGCCGCGCCGACGCCCGCGGACGCCGAGGCCGCGCUGCUCGCGGCCGCGGCCGCGGCCGAGGCCGCGGGCGCGGACGCCGUCGUCGCCGACGCGCGCUACCGCUGCGCGGCGCUCGCGGCGCGCCGCGACGGCGGGGCGACCGUGCCCGCGGACGCCGUCGCGCACUUCCGCGCGGCCGUCGCGGCGGCGGAGCGCGCGGCCUCGACGGGCGACGCGCGCGCGAACGCGCUCGAGGCGCUGUCCAUGCGCGUCGACCUGGCCACCGUGCUGUUGCGGGACCCGGACGACGCGGGCCGCCGCGCCCUCGACGUCGUGCUCGGCGCCGCGGACGCGCUGGAGAUCGCCGCGCGCGCGGCCGGCGGCGACGAGGCGGGCUGCGGCCCCGUCGUCUGCCGCGCGCUCCUCGACAAGCUCCAGACCGUGCUCAAGCUCCAGGUCCAGAAGGCGAGCCUCGACCAGAUCCUCGCGCCGCCGCCGGACCCGGCCCACCUCGCCGCGUGGAAGGCCGCCUACGCGGCCGCGCUCCGCAUGGGCGCGGACUUCGACGACGACGCGCCGCGGCUCCUCGCCCUGCUCCGGCGCACGCGCGACGAGGCGCCGACGCUCGCGCAGGACCUCGCCUAA